Molecule: messenger RNA, 225 nt
Organism: Colletotrichum higginsianum IMI 349063
Lineage: Eukaryota; Fungi; Ascomycota; Sordariomycetes; Glomerellales; Glomerellaceae
Exons: 2
Coding region: 1-225 (74 amino acids)
Source: RefSeq, a predicted model, not a curated record
AUGUCCACCGUCACCGGUGUCCCAGCCAGUCAGGCGCUGUGCCCGGGGUUCUGGGAGACCCUGAAGGGUUUAGUGCAGGCCCGUCUAUUCCCACUUGGACGGUGCGAGCAAGAGUUUUAUCGCGCUCCGGUUGGCGAGUCCCAUCAUGUUUCUUCCCUGGUUCGCAUCUCCAAGUCCAGACCCCAUUACCUCAGCCACACUGCGCACUCAAUGGCACAUGCGUGA